Molecule: messenger RNA, 546 nt
Organism: Rhizoctonia solani
Lineage: Eukaryota; Fungi; Basidiomycota; Agaricomycetes; Cantharellales; Ceratobasidiaceae
Exons: 1
Coding region: 1-546 (181 amino acids)
Source: RefSeq, a predicted model, not a curated record
AUGUCUAAGUCAUUCUUGGGAGCAGAAGCUAAUUAUGACACACACAACAAGGAGCUUCUUGCAAUCAUCAAAGCCCUAGAAGAAUGGCAAAUCCUCCUAGAAGCAAUGGAUAAACCAGUACAAGUGUUCACCAAUCAUUGUAACUUGGAAUACUGGAUGCAAGCCCAAACGUUCAACCACAGGCACACCCAAUGGCGCAUAUUCCUGAGCAACUUCAACUUUGAAAUCCACUAUCACCCAGGAAAGCAAUCAGGAAAACUGGAUGCCCUAUCCAGGAGAGCGGACUAUGUUGACACCCCCCAGGAGCCCAAAAUUAUGCUACCAACCAAGGUCUUUGCCAACACCUCCCAGGAAGAGCUAGAAAUUGUCACAGAAAUCUGCUUCAAACUGAGAGAAGACCCUUCCCUCAAGCCAAUUAUCCAAUUCCUAACUGAGGACGCUGACAAUGCACCACCUUCCAUCUGCAAGGCCUACCAAGACUACAACUGGGAAGAAGAUCCUGGCAGGCCAUCCAGGACAACAACAGACCUUAGAGCUACUCAGUAG